Molecule: messenger RNA, 3725 nt
Organism: Brassica rapa (field mustard)
Lineage: Eukaryota; Viridiplantae; Streptophyta; Magnoliopsida; Brassicales; Brassicaceae
Molecular function (GO): zinc ion binding; nucleic acid binding
Source: RefSeq, a predicted model, not a curated record
UGCUGUAUGUUUACAUAUUUAAGGGGAAUUGCCACUAAUACCACUUUCCUAAUACCACUUUUCAACUUUACACUUUUCAAAUUUACCUUUAAAAUUUUAGUAGGUAAAGUACCAUUAUACCCUUAUUUAAUCAAACAUAAACAUAAGUCUUCUCCCACAAGAAAUUGAAAAUUCAAAAACCCCUAAUCGAGAGAUUGAUUCCGGCGAUCGAGAGAUUCCAACGAGAGAUCGAUUCCGGCGAGAGAGAUCGAUUCCUUCGAGAGAGAUCGAUUCCGGCGAGAGAGAUCGAUUCCGGCGAGAGAGAUUCGAUCCGUCGAGAGAGUUUCGACGACUUCAGCCAUUUUCACCGGCGAGAUUUGAUUAUUCAGGCGACAUUGACGUCCGACGAGAUUUGGCGUAGACUACAAGCUCAAUCGAAUCAAUCUCUCUUCACGAACGUAACAAAGUUAUGGUGUUCGAAAUUUGUUCUAUAUGUGGAGAAUGGAAACUAAUAAAUGGAAUUCACUGGGAUUUCAUAGUGGAUGAUCAACGAGGAUCCUCUCUUAGUAUGAUUCAUGAAGAUAUCAGCUACAAUGAUUUGAUUGUGGCUGUUUUAGAAGAUUUUGGAAUUGAUGGCAACAGAAACAGUGUAAAUCUUAGCUAUGCCUCACCUUCAAAAUUAAACUUUGGUACAAAAGAGCUUCCUCCAGCAUUUAUUAGGAAUGAUCGUCAAGUAACAUCUUAUCUGAGCAAACUUAAGGAGAAUGGAGACCUUCAUCUAUGUGUAACCAUUAAGAGAAGAACUCAAUUAUCACCAAUGAUUAUGUCAAAUAUGAUCCAGCCACGGGGUGGAAAUAGUAAUCAUGAUUUGCCUAUUGCUGGAACUAGUAAUCCGCGUGAGACAGGAACACAAAAAUCACCAUUGAUUAUGUCAAACAUGAUUCAGACACAAGAUGAAAUUUCUAGUACUCAUGAUUCGCCUAUUGCUGGAAGUAGUAAUGUAUUUGAGAGAGGAACAAAAACACACGCGGAGACUGAAUGGAACAGCAUUCAGAGAGUUGACGAAGUCUCUGGUAUACAACAUACUUGUAUUAGCGACAGUCUUAUUUCUCCUUCAAGUGGUCUUGUUAGCAAUAAGAGAGGAUUGGACUCGAUUGGACUUGCUGUAUAUGGGUCUGGAAAGUCAAAAUUGCCAUCUUUCUCCAGUAGACGUGGUAGAGAAAGCAUGGGAGAAGAUAUCUUGUCUCCCAGUUGUGGUGAUGAUGAUGAUUUGUUCUGCGGGAAGUUUUUCAAGGAUAAAAAGGAAAUGAGCACAAAGUUGAGGUUGCAUGCAGUUAGUAAAAGCUUUGAGUUCCACACAGAAUAUUCAGACAAAACACGUUAUGUUCUUAGUUGUGUGGAUGAAAGAUGCAGUUGGAGUUUUCGUGCAAAAUCAGUUAAAGGAUCUCAGAGUUUUUUUGUUCGUCAUUAUGUAUCUAAACAUACUUGUGACACUUCUCUGAGAACUGUUAGUCAUCGGCAAGCUACUGCAAAAUUGUUGGGAACUAUGGUCAGCAAUCAUUAUGAAGGAGGAAAGAUUGGGCUGAAACCUAAACAGAUCAUGGAAAAAGCUAGAAAUGAUCAUGGUGUUGUGAUUACAUAUUCAAAGGCUUGGAGGUCUCAAGAGCACGGCCAAGAUAUAGCUAGGGGUACUCCUGAUGACAGUUAUGAAGCUUUGCCCAGUUGGUUUCACAUGAUAAAAGAAAAGAAUCCAGGUUCUGUGACUUUUAUCGAAGUUGAUGCUGUUGGGAAAUUCAAAUACGCAUUUUUGUCGCUUGGUCCAUCUAUCAGAGGGUUUAAGUUGAUGAGGAAGGUACUUUCUGUUGAUGGUGCCCAUCUGAAAUCAAAGUAUAAAGGGACUCUACUUGCUGCCACAGCACAAGAUGGUAAUUUUCACUUGUAUCCUAUAGCUUUUGCUAUAGUUGAUUCUGAGAAUGAAGCCUCAUGGAGUUGGUUUAUGAAAUGUCUGAAAACCAUCAUUCCUGAUGAAGAGGAUUUGGUUUUUGUCUCUGAUCGUGCGGCCUCUAUUGAAAAAGCUCUUUUACAACAUUAUCCUGUUGCUCACCAUGGAAUCUGCAUCUUUCACUUUCAAAAGAAUGUCCAGGACAAUUUCAAAAGUUCAACACUUGUCCCUUUGGUUGUUGAAGCUGGUUAUGCCUACACCAAAGCUGAUUUCGAUUGCUAUUUUCAAGAGAUUGAGGAGUCCGACAUUGUAUUAGCAGAUUAUCUUCGUAAAGCAGACUUCAGGAAGUGGACCCGAGCUUAUUCUCCUGCUAAUCGCUUCAACAUCAUGACGUCAAACUUGGCCGAAUCUAUAAAUUCUUUGCUGAAAGUGAGUCGUGAGUAUCCAAUUGUCUGUCUUUUUGACACUAUUAGGAUGAUAAUGACUAAGUGGUUCACUGAACGACGUGAGGAAGGAGUUCGUCACAUGCACCCUGUCACUGUCGAAGUGGGGAACAAGAUGAAGGAGCUAUAUGAUUUUACGUCUCGCUUCCUUGAAGUUUCCAAAAUCAAUGAUUCAGAGUUUGAGGUUAAGGGAGAUACAAGAGAUCAAGUGGUGAAUUUUCAAACAAGGCAUUGUUCAUGUUUUGUGUUUGAUAUUGAGAAGUUUCCUUGUGCUCAUGCAAUUGCCGCUGCAAAAUCUGGGAAUAAGCACGAAAAUGAUUAUGUCGAUGAGUUUUUCUCCAAUGAAAGGUUUACACUAGCAUAUUCAGAGAGUGUAUAUCCUGUUGGUGAUAAAACAUAUUGGGAUAUUCCUCCCCAUGUAGCUUCGUUUGUUUGUCGCCCUCCAUCUACACGCUUUCCUAGUGGGAGGAGGAAAAAAAAGAGGAUACCAAGUUCGUGGGAGUAUGGAAAAUAUCGGCCCAUAUCUAAACCAUCACCCAAGGCUUACAAAUGCAGCAGAUGUGGACAGAAAGGACACAACAAAGGUAGUUGUGUAAGGCCUAUUUGAUAACAGAGUAGUAUAAAAACUUGUGUGCAAUUGAUUAUUUUAUAUGAUGUUAUAAGAGAGAAUUGGAAUCGAAUAGAUUUUGGGGAACCUUUUACUAUUACAUUUUAUCGUUUUAUAAUGAUUUAUAAAGUUUACAGGUGUCUAAUAGAAGUUAUGUUCCUUUUAUUUUUACAUCUAUCAUUUUAUAAUGCUUUAUAAAUUUUGCAGGUGUCUAAUAGAAGUUAUGUUAUUUAUUAUACGAAAUGUGUGGUUACAUAAACUACCCUUUAUAAAUCAUUAGGAUUCAGAUUAAUUGUAGAAAUUAUAUGUUCGUUUGAUAUCUUAGCUUACUUGCAUGAACAUAAAUAAAAUAUGUUUCCUUAGCAAAGGUUUAAGGUACAAACCAAAAUAUAUUUUCCUCAUCAUGAAGGAUUAAGGGACAAGCCAAAAGAUGUUCCUCAUUGAAGACAUCAUCAAAAGAUAACACACUAAAACUGAAAAAGUUCCAUAGAUAUUUGUUAAAAGUACUAAAAAACUGAAAGAGCUUCAUUUCUUCAAAUUCGCGAUGCUUCUAAUCGGCAUUUUUAAGAUCUUCCAAAACACUUCCUAUCACAUCAUCAGCUGAAUCUUUCUCAAAUUGUUUCUUUUGUUUUUUCGAUUUGGGGGUGCCAACAUUGUGUUCCUUUAUAAGCAUAACAAUUAAGAAAAUCAGAAAUGAUAAUUGGAUGUAGUCAAUGAAAUUUGAAAGAAUAUUUUAUAAACCAUUAUACAUAGA